Molecule: messenger RNA, 1403 nt
Organism: Quercus robur (English oak)
Lineage: Eukaryota; Viridiplantae; Streptophyta; Magnoliopsida; Fagales; Fagaceae
Product: protein POLYCHOME-like
Exons: 2
Coding region: 169-951 (260 amino acids)
Biological process (GO): regulation of nuclear division; negative regulation of ubiquitin protein ligase activity
Cellular component (GO): nucleus
Source: RefSeq, a predicted model, not a curated record
AAUUUCGAGUUUCCUUCGUUGAGAGCUUCUUGCUCUUUUUCAUUGCCUAUUCAUCAAGAACAAACCUAAAACCCAACCCCUCUGUACCUCAGACUCUGUACCUCUCUUUUUGAUCUAAUUCUAACUUAUUUUUCGGUUUUUGUUUCAGUUAAAACCAUUAUAUUUACAAUGCCUGAAUCAAGGGAUAGAUUGGUGAGGCCUGUGGACCAUGCUGCCAUUUUCGCUCGCCGCAGAACGCCCGGUACUGGAAUUCUUAUUGACGACCCAGAAGUGGGUCCGAAUUUGUUCGGAUCCCCGGCCCCGGUCAGGCAAGUGGCGACACCGGCAACACGUGGACGGUUCAUUGGGGGAAGGGGAGGCUUUGGAACUCCAAGACAUGUGCGUGGCCGGAAUCUUUACAGAACUCCGGCUUCGGGUCAGGAGAAUAAUCCAAGAACUGCGCAACGGAGUUCGGGCCGGGGCAGACCCAGGAGCAGUGUGCUACCUUCUUGGUACCCGCGAACUCCUCUUCGUGAUAUCACUGCGGUCGUGAGGGCAAUUGAAAGGACAAGAGCUCGAUUGGGAGAUGUCGAAGGCCAACAAAUUGAGAGUACUGUACCUGAAGGCCAACAAAUUGAGAGUACUGUACCUGAGGGCCAAAGGGUUCUUGACCCUUCUGUAACACAGUCUAGUGCUCAACUCAAGCACAAUAUAUCUAUGGUCUCUCCAAGUCUAGCUGUUGGUGUCAAGCCUCGUACACCUGCUGUUGGUAAAGUGCCAAAGAUUCUGCUCGGAAUCACUAAUCAGAAUGCUGGAGAAUCAGAGUUUCUCACACCUCAGAAGAAACUUUUAAACUCGAUUGACACUGUUGAGAAAGUGGUGAUGGAGGAACUGCAGAAGCUAAAGAGAACCCCAAGUGCUAAGAAGGCAGAGAGAGAAAAGAGAAUUCGUACUUUGAUGUCUAUGCGUUGAUUCAUUUCAACUUCCCAGCAGUUAAAGAAUCCUUUUUUUCCUCCCAACUUAGACAACCAAAACAGAGAGAACAAGAGCACCUUCUAUUUGAAAGACAGAAGGGACAAGAAACCUGUGCAGUGACACUGAUCAUCAUCUGAUGAUAUUAGGACUCCUCAAGUAGAUUUAGUACAGAUAUCCUCAUAUUUUCUCUACUUUUUAACCUACGUUUUUGCAUUUAACAUCUAGCCGAAGGUCUAAGUAUAGGAUUGGUAGACACUUGUGCUUCAGUUCUCUGCUGAAAGUCUAGGUGUAGGACCAGAACUCCAGGAGCAAUGUUUGUUUCUUGUUACCAUCAUUCUUUGAUGGUUAUGUGUAGAACUAGCUAUUGUUUUGAGCUGAUGUAUAUAAUGGCCAUAUCACACUUCCUGUACCAUUACUUUGUGUAUGAUAAGGAAGCAGGUUUCAUCAAA